AUGUCGCGAGCAGCUGAAGCAGCUAUGGCUGCUAGCUAUAAGAGCUUAAAGGAGAAUUUCGUGUCAAACUUGACAGGCGGAGGGCUUGGAGAGAUCAAUAUGGUCACUGCUGUCGCUCCAAUCGCAAUUAUUCUCUGGUCGACUUUACAAACCAGGCAGUCUUUCUUUGCUUCGUAUACCCGAAUCGCUUUCGCUGUUGAUUUUCUUCUCAAUGUCGGGACUAUUCUUCUCGCGAUCUCUCUCUAUGCAGAUAUGCCCCUCGUAUUAAAUCUCCUACUACUUGCGCCAGUUAUCCUACUAUAUGCCAUCCCGCCACAGAAAGCUACACAAACGACUACACAAAAGAAACCAAGGAUACCGCAGUCGAAAACAAAAACUUCGGACCAAUUAAACCCUCUUCCGAAGAAAUCUUUCCUUACCAUCUACAGAGGGGCAAUGAUGGUUAUUACUUGCCUGGCUAUACUAGCUGUCGAUUUUAAGAUUUUCCCACGGAGGUUUGCCAAGGCAGAAAAUUGGGGGACAUCGUUGAUGGAUCUCGGGGUAGGCUCUUUCGUAUUCUCAGGUGGUCUUGUAGGGGCCCGACCAAUACUCAGAGAACAAUCUGCUGCCCGAAAGUCGAAACUCAGCACACGCUUAUUCAACUCGUUGCGCCAUGCACUACCCUUGAUUGUUUUGGGAACCAUACGAUUAUACAGUGUCAAAGGGCUAGACUAUGCGGAGCAUGUCACCGAGUAUGGAGUGCAUUGGAAUUUCUUUUUCACCCUUGCGUUCAUUCCUCCAUUUGUGGCGAUAUUUCAAUCUGCGUUCCAGCUCAUCCCGUCAUACGCCCUGUUGGCAAUAAUCCUCGGCUCUUUGUAUCAAGUUGCCCUCGAAUACACCAACCUCAAAGCUUUCAUACUCACAGCCCCAAGAACAGAUUUAUUCUCGAAGAAUCGUGAAGGAAUCUUUAGCUUUUUUGGCUACCUCGCGAUAUUUCUGGCCGGUCAAGCAACUGGGAUGUUCGUAUUACCACGCAAUGCAAUGCCUACCGGCAGCCCAUUAGCUCAGAGAAGACGUCUCUUGAUAUUAAUGGGCACAUGGUCAGGAGUGUGGAUUAUGCUCUACAUGUUCACGACAAACUAUAAAUAUGGAUUAGCUUUAAGGGUGUCGCGCCGUCUUGCGAACCUUCCGUAUUUCCUAUGGGUUUCAGCUUUCAACUGCUCACAAUUGACUGCAUUCUGUUUGGUAGAGACACUGUUCUCCCCAGCUGCUCACAAAAGCCCGAAUGCGAAGACAGAAAAAGAGAACUAUGAACUCUCAACAAGUAGAAUUCUUGAAGCGUUCAACAGAAACGGUCUGGCAAUUUUCUUGGCUGCAAACUUACUCACAGGACUUAUCAACCUGACCAUCCCAACUUUGUUUGUCAGCAAUCUCCAAGCUAUGGGAAUAUUACUACUUUAUGCCUCUGCUCUGACGGGAGUUGCAGUAGGUUUGGAUGUAUACGACAUAUCCAUCAAAAUGUAA
This is a messenger RNA of Sclerotinia borealis F-4128, 1503 nucleotides long. NCBI's taxonomy places the organism in Eukaryota, Fungi, Ascomycota, Leotiomycetes, Helotiales, Sclerotiniaceae. The record is from the annotation of a GenBank genome assembly.